This is a messenger RNA of Rubroshorea leprosula, 1027 nucleotides long. NCBI's taxonomy places the organism in Eukaryota, Viridiplantae, Streptophyta, Magnoliopsida, Malvales, Dipterocarpaceae. The record is from the annotation of a GenBank genome assembly.
CCAAAGGCCGCCAUGAUAGGUAGAGCCCAUAGCCCAAAACAGUGUAAAUAAAUCAAAACAAGAUGAGUAAAAUUGGUAAUCAACUUGUCGGUCAAGUCCCCCAUACGAGAGUUGCAAACCAUUCUAGAAACCACGAGAGAAAGAAGAUUGCCGAACCUCCUGGAAACUCCUCCACCCCCAACUCCGUUUCCAGAAACUUCCAUGCCCAGUGCGGCGCUCCCUAUAAAUACGGACCCUGUGGAAUGAGCUGCAAAAAGCAGAUUGAAUUUACCACAGCUACAAACACAACCACAAAAUCCCAACAGAAAUUCCCACAUCAAAGAAAGGAAAAUGGAUUUCAGGAUCAUGGGUUUGGACGCUCCACUCCUCCAAACCAUCCAGCAUAUGAUGGACACGUCAGAGGAUGCCGAGAAGUCCAUCAGCGGCCCAUCUCGCACCUACGUGCGAGACGCCAAGGCCAUGGCAGCCACUCCGGCCGAUGUGAAGGAAUACCCCAACUCUUAUGUGUUCAUUGUCGACAUGCCGGGGCUGAAGUCGGGGGACAUCAAAGUUCAGGUGGAGAGUGACAAUGUGCUGUUGAUCAGCGGAGAAAGAAAGCGAGAGGAAGAGAAGGAGGGGGCAAAGUAUCUGAGGAUGGAGAGGAGGGUCGGAAAGCUUAUGAGGAAAUUUGUGCUGCCUGAGAAUGCCAACACCGAUGCCAUCUCCGCCGUGUGCCAGGAUGGAGUGUUGACCGUGACUGUGGAGAAGUUGCCCCCGCCGGAGCCAAAGAAGCCCAAGACCAUUGAGGUUAAAAUUGCCUAAACAAAGGUGAUGAGUUUCAUGUUAUGGUCUGUGACUCAGUGUCCCAUGCCCCCAGGGGUUAUAAAUAAAAUCUGAGUUUGUGUGUUUGAGUGCUGCAUUGUGUGUUUUUCGUUUUCCUUAUCAUAAGUAUGUAACAAUGAUAUUCGGUACUUCCUUAUGUAUUGUCUCUCUCUUUCUCUGUUUUUGAAUUGAAGAUCUUAAAUCCAAAAAAAUGAAAAAAAACCCC